Alternaria postmessia is the source of this 1563-nucleotide messenger RNA. RefSeq lists its product as uncharacterized. Gene Ontology annotation, cellular component: membrane. The record is from RefSeq and is a predicted model, not a curated record. Lineage: Eukaryota; Fungi; Ascomycota; Dothideomycetes; Pleosporales; Pleosporaceae. Bases 1 to 1563 code for a protein of 520 amino acids. Gene Ontology annotation, biological process: transmembrane transport; carbohydrate transport. The transcript has 5 exons. Gene Ontology annotation, molecular function: carbohydrate:proton symporter activity.
AUGGUGUCCAAAUUCUUCAAAAACCGCAGGGUCUAUCUGCUGACUAGCGUUGCCUACAUGGGCUCGCUGCUGUUCGGUUAUGACACUGGAGUGAUGGGUAGCGUUCUCGCGCUCAAGGCUUUCAAGGAAGAUUUCGGACUGCCUACAGACUCAUCUGGAUUCUCCGACUCAAAGAACGCGUCGGUGUCAUCGAAUGUCGUUUCGCUCCUCACCGCCGGUUGCUUCUUUGGAGCCAUCGCGGCUGCCUGGUUCAACGAACGGUUCGGUCGACGGCUAUCUCUCAUGGGUUUCUCCCUCGUUUUCCUUAUCGGUGCCGCGAUCCAGACUGCCGCCCACCAUGAGAUCGGCAUGAUCUACGCAGGACGCGUUAUCGCUGGUCUCGGUAUUGGAGGAAUGUCAUCCAUCACUCCCGUGUUCGUCGCAGAAAAUGCACCUCCAGCUCUUCGAGGACGUAUCGCCGGUCUUUUCCAAGAAUUCCUGGUGAUUGGCAGUACCUUCGCAUACUGGCUUGAUUAUGGAGUCGCACUCCAUAUGCCCGUCUCAACGAAGCAGUGGAGAGUCCCGGUAUCGAUCCAACUGAUUCCAGGUGGUUUCAUGUUGAUUGGGCUUUUCUUCCUCAAGGAAUCUCCUCGAUGGUUGAUGUCGAAGGGUCGGCAAGAAGAAGCUGCGGAGUCACUCGCAUUCAUUCGCUGCGAACAACACGACAGCCCCGAACUUCUGCAGGAACUGGCAGAGAUUCGUGCGGCUGUAGAGGAGGAGCUCAACAUGACGGAAGGCAUUACAUGGAAAGAAUGCCUUCUUCCUGGUAACCGAUACCGUUUUAUCACUGCUUUUGUGCUCAUGUUCUGGCAGCAGUUUAGCGGAACAAACUCGAUCGGUUAUUAUGCGCCCCAAAUCUUCCAGACUAUCGGUGUCUCCAAGUCCAAUGCCUCGCUCUUCGCAACCGGUAUCUACGGAACCGUCAAGGUGAUCACAACGGGUAUCUUCUUGAUCUUCGGAAUCGAUUUCAUUGGGCGCAAAUACUCACUCAUGGGUGGUGCGGCAUGGAUGGCGGCCAUGAUGUUCAUUAUUGGAGCUGUUCUCGCCACCUACCCGCCAAACCCAGACGCUGACUCCGUAUCAUCACCCUCCAUUGCCAUGGUGGCCAUGAUUUACCUUUAUGUUAUCGGAUACUCGGCUUCUUGGGGCCCCGUUCCAUGGGUAUACUUGUCAGAAAUCUUCCCAACGCGGCUUCGAUCCUACGGUGUCGGAAUGGGAUCUGCGACUCAGUGGCUCUUCAACUUCGUGAUUACGAAGAUCACCCCAGAGGCUAUCAAUCACAUCGGCUGGAAAACCUUCCUUAUGUUCGGUAUCUUUUGUCUUUCCAUGGGCAUUUUCGCAACGUUCUUCAUCAAGGAAACUAAGGGAAAGACUCUCGAAGAGAUCGACAUUCUCUUCGGAGAUGUGUCAGCCGAGCAGCGCCUCCAAGAUGUCGAAGCGGGAAUGAAGGAGGAACAGCGGAAGCACUCGGUAAAGUACAUGGAGGACGCCACCGAGCUCGAGAACAAGGCAGGGAAAGAGUAG